This is a messenger RNA of Phycodurus eques (leafy seadragon), 1695 nucleotides long. RefSeq names its product high-affinity choline transporter 1-like. The transcript is spliced from 8 exons. NCBI's taxonomy places the organism in Eukaryota, Metazoa, Chordata, Actinopteri, Syngnathiformes, Syngnathidae. The record is from RefSeq and is a predicted model, not a curated record. The coding region runs from base 1 to 1695 and encodes 564 amino acids. Gene Ontology annotation, molecular function: choline:sodium symporter activity. Gene Ontology annotation, cellular component: plasma membrane. Gene Ontology annotation, biological process: acetylcholine biosynthetic process; choline transport; transmembrane transport.
AUGAGUGUGAACAUCCCAGGCAUUGUGGUGAUGGUGCUCUUCUACCUGCUGGUGCUGUGUACUGGCAUCUGGGCUUCGAGGAAGACCAAACAGAUGCCUAAGAACGGACAGGCAAAUCAGAUGGACAUCACACUGCUGGCAAAUAGAAGCAUUCAUCUGAUGGUGGGAGUCUUCACCAUGACAGGUACGUUCAUUGGAGGAGGCUUCAUUGUCGGACUGAGUGAGAUCAUUUACACUCCAGACCUGGGCCUGGCCUGGGCUGUCAUGCCAAUUACAAUCAGUUUGUCUUUUCUGAUCGGGGGACUUUUCUUUGCCAAAACAAUGAGAGACAAAAAGUAUGUGACAAUGAUGGACCCAUUCCGAGAAAAAUAUGGAACAGUAAUCAGUGGAGUUUUGUCCGUGGCACUGAUCAUGGCUGAUGUAGUCUGGGUGCCAGGAACUCUCACUGGCUUGGGUGCAUCAAUGAGCGUGAUCCUGGAUUUGUCAUACACACAUUGUAUUUGGAUUUCGGCUGCAGUGGCCAUCAUCUACACACUGCUGGGAGGACUCAUUUCUGUAGCCUACACAGACAUCGUUCAGCUGACGAUAAUGUUCUUUGGUCUGUGGAUCUGCGUCCCUUUCCUGCUGAGGAACCCCUACUCGGCAGACAUCACUACGACUGCUUUAAACUUCACCUACCAGGCUCCCUGGGUUAGUUCUGUUGACUCAGACAGAAUGUGGAGGUGGAUUGAUCAAACUUUAUUGUUGAUUUUGGGAAACUUGGCCUGUCAAGACUACCACCAGAGGAUCCUGUCAGCCUCUUCCUCAGCCACGGCCAGGAUGGUCGGCUUCAUUGCCGCUCCCAUUGUCAUCAUCUUUGCAAUCCCAGCUGUCUUGAUUGGAGCAGUUGCAGCAUCGACAGACUGGAAUAAGACGGGAUAUGGCUCCCCAUCUCCAUUUGAACGCGGAGAGACCAGUCUGAUCAUGCCCAUUGCUUUGCAGCACCUCACCCCAAAUUACAUAUCCAUUAUUGGUAUUUCUGCAACAACUGCUGCAGUGAUGUCAUCAAUUGACUCACUUCUAUUGUCAGCAGUCUCUCUCUUUGUGACCAACAUUUAUAAGAGUAUCUUAAGGAUGAAGGCAUCAGAUCAUGAAAUAAAGUGGGUGAUCAGGAUUACUGUGCUGUUGACCGGCCUCACCGGCACAUCCCUCACCUACCUCGAGAUCAGUAUUAUGUCAUCCUGGGUCCUCGGCUCCACCAUUACCUAUGUCUUUAUGUUCCCUCAACUCAUUUGCGUCCUCUUCUUUGACAUCUCCAAUGGCUAUGGCGCAGUGAUUGGCCUCUUUAUCGGGGUGGUGUUGCGACUACUGAGUGGCGAACCAUCGUUGGGGUUGCCAGUUAGCCUCCACUUCCCAGGGUGCGCAUUUGAAAAUGGAGUGUACAUACAGCAUGCACCUGUUAGUACUAUAUGCAUGCUGUGCAAUUUUAUCUCCACUUUGUUGGUGUCCUACUUGGGUUCACUACUGUUCAAUAAAGGACUGAUUCCGGAGAGAUUUGACAUAUGUAAGGUGAAAACUCGACAGGCACGAAAGAUUCUCAGGUUAGCAAGCAGUGAAGCUGUCGAAACAGACAAGGACCUGACACCUGGACCUCAGAGUGAAAAUGAAAUCAUGUUGGAGGAAUCAUGUAAUAAUGUAACAAAUCAACUAGAUUAA